AACUGUAGCUUUGCAAGAUGCUCAAGACUGAAGCGUAGUGAAAGGAGGUCGAAGUGGAGGUGAUAAGUUGUUCAACUAUUCUGUCAAGACACCGCUGUAACAAGGAGGUCAGUUUGGAAAGCUGCACCGACCAUUGGUGGUGGACGGACCGUUUGCGGAUGUGAGGAAGAUUCAGCUUUGACUAGGGCCAGUAGGGGACAUAUUGCCACUAGGCAGCAGUCCGUCGCUGACAGCGCUCAGGUAUGGAGCCAGUGCCGGUGCCGCACAUGCCGGAGACGGCGAGGGCAAGUGGAAAGACGACGGACAAUGACACCGCCGCCGUCGGUACGUCGGAUGCCGACAACACCACCACCAGUGCGGCGGCCCCGGCCCAUUCUUCCAGUGAACGCAGGCCCAGCUUGACCACCGCAGUGGCGAGCGCCUCCUCGACGGGCUGCGUCGUCGCUAGCAACUCGCCACCGCAGUCUAGCCAGCAACUGCAGCGGCGGCAGUCCCGCGGCAGCACUCACCGCCGUGCCAAGUCGGACCCGAUCAGCGACGCUGACAAGAUCUCGAUCCGCUCUGGUGAGGUCGGCGGGGACACGGUGGCGAUGGACGACCUGCUCGUUCCUGCGGGCGCCAGCGCUAGCGAUUCCGACUACAGCGGUCGGCCGCUGUCCAUUCCGGCAACAGCCGGCGGUAGCGACGACGACCUCGUGCAGAUCGGAGACGGCGCGUUCGUCAGCCGACGUGUGUACGACCUGAGCCGAGCCGCGGCCGUGUCCAACGACCGGAGUAUGGCGGCCAUCCCGGGCAUGUCCAAGCUGCUCAACUUUGCCGGCCGCCUGCCCAACCUGCCCACGCGCCAUCGCAGCGACAACAACAGCACCACCAGCAGCAGCGGAGGUGGCACUGGCAGUAACAGUGGCGGUGGUAGCACUCGUCGACUGAGCUCCGCGAUGAGCUCCUUGGUGGACGACAUCCCGGGACGGCGCAGCAAUGUCCUCUCCAAGCUCUCGGGCGGUUUAUUUGGCCGGCCGAACGGGAGCAACAUGGAGAGCGCCGCGGAUGCCUACACGCUUUCAAACAAUGGCCUCGAGCAGGAGAGCGCUGGAGACGGCGUCGAAUUGACCGAAAGCGAUGCUGCGGUUGUCCGGGGCUCGGUAAUGCGCCCACGUUCUAUUAGCGCCAGUGCCAGCGUACCUCGCUCCACGCUGAUGUCGUCACCCGUCUCCCCCUCCACUGCUCCCGACGGCGUGUUCCCGGCGGUGGACAGCGUUCCCGCCGCCGCGCCCGUCAUGUACACGCAUUCCAUAUCCGUGCCGGCUGUUGCCAGUUGUGGCGUCGACACCGGCAGUUGUGUCGUCUCCUCCGGCUCUCCGUCCGCAGCGGGCGAAGUCGCUUUGGCCGGCGAUUUCUCCAAUGACCUGGAUGGCAUGCUAGACGUCAGCGACGACGAAGACGUUGACCUCGACUGUCCGUGCACGGUUGCUCCUGCCGAGACCGUUCUCCAGUCAAAGUCCGACUCCAGCCUGUCCACCGGGGGCGCGAGAAGCAAGCUCACCGAGCACCUGGUGCGGCACCGUUCUUACGACGACAUUCCCCAGUCAUCUGCCGCCGCUGCUGCUGCAGCGGAAUGCGGCGAAUCUCCGGAUGCUGCUGGAGCCGGCGCCGCCAUGAUCUGUGCGGUUGAGCGCACGCCCAGCGGAAAGUCCCUGCAGCAUCGCUCUCACGCUGAGCGCGUGGCACUAACUGCCACGCAGCCAUUCCGCCGAGUCCUCAAGCAGCUGAUGAAGCGUAGCAACUCGGACGGCGUCAGUCCGCCGAAACUACCCCAGUCUCACGGCCAGGUGACCGCGCAUGAAGCAACAACACCGGGUGAUACCUCGGCGGUCAUUGGCUCACAGGAAGCCCUGGCGUUCAGUGACUCCGAAAGCCGGAUGCCCUCCGGGACAUCGCCUCGCAAAGCAGUUGCCUCCGUUUCGUCGUCGAAGCUGCCUCCUCACUCGGCACCGGUUAGCCAUCGACGCUCGACAAGCUUCAGUGGACGCCUGCCGUUCCUGGCAAACGGCCGUGGGCCCGCCGAGCUCAGUAUCCGCGACCUGGUCGAUUCGGGCUGCAGCAUCACGGCAAGCGCAACCAACAGCGACUCUGGAAUGUCGAUCGAGCGGGAGUUCUCGUCGCUGACUAUUCGCUCGUCGUCGUCUGAUCACCAUGGUGAUUCGAUCGCCGCCGCAGUGUCGAGUGAUUUGUCGCCCGCUCGCAUGCCCGUCACCGUAACGGGUGCCACGCCACCGAGCAGUUCGAAGUCCAGCAUCGAAAGUAGCCCGCACCACAUGCCACACACGGGACAGCAGCGGCGGCAUUGUAUCCUACAGCAGCGGCAUACGGUCGUCACGUUCGGGCCCGUCACCACGGCCGCCACCAGCAGCAGCGAAUCCUCGCCGAUCCCGGCCACUGGUGGCAGCAGCAGCACGGAUCGCCCGACACCAGUGCCGACAGCAGUAGACGAGUUGACAUCGCAGCAGCGCGUGACGGCGGUGGAGUGCUCCGAAACGGACGCGUUCGAGUCCAGGACGGAGCGCAACGCCAACGGCUGCAAUGGCGUGCGCUUACGCCGACACGGCAGCAAUGCCUCGCAAGCGUCGGUCCGAUCAAGGCGAUCCUCCGCCGGCAGCCUAGACGGAAAGUCUCAGCCGAGGACGCAAUCCAGAGCUCAGCAGGCAACGUUCUUCUCGUCCGCAACACCGGCUAUUACCAGUCUCUGGCGACCUGUGUUGCAACUACUAAGCGUCGGCUCGGUGAUGCAGGGUGCGCUGGCAGCCUUGUUUAGUUGGGUGACGCGGAAAGGACCGCUGCCUCGUUCAGCUGUGCUUGCUGUUAUAUUCCUAGUGGCAUCGGUAUGCAUGGUACUCAACUGGAGAUUGCUGUCCGCCCGUUCACAGCAGUGUCAGGCGUCUUCUCUAGAAACUAUGUAUGCAAGGGUGGAGUCAGUUGAGGACUACCGGCGUCUGUUACUAAUGGAAGAUGCUCAAUACAGGAGACGGAUAGAAUACCUGAAGUCAUUACUUCACGAGACUGAGUCGGCUCUGAAAGAAGUCCGCUACAGUCUGGACCAGACGUCUCGCCUGUCCUCGGCCGACAAGACGGGGAGCGGUGAUGCUGAGCAGCGCGGUGUAUCUGGCGCCUGUCAGUGCGAUGGCGAAUCUGGCUCUGUUCCUCUAGCUGACCGACUGCAGUCUCGCUACACCUCUCACCGCCGACAAGGAGCAGAAGGGCCGUCUGUGACCCCACGGGCAUUGCCGGGCGACACGGCAUCAGCUGACGGUACACGUGCGGCGGGUUUGCCGUCAUCAGCGAUAAAGUCACAGCAAGCCAAUGCAACCCCCGUAUCCUAACCUGAACUGCUCUAUCUGCAGAAGCAUGCGACACAUGUCAUGCUCCAGUCAGAUGGUGUCAUUAUGAUGUCAUGAUCUGCUCCAAUGACAUCAUAGUGUUACACUGUGGGUGCUGUGCUCUGGCCAGGCUUUGUCUGGACACACGUAACCGCGGCGUGUAGGUAUUGAUCGUGCUGUUAGCGGAGUCCUACAGUGAUACCGCCGACUUGAGCCUGUUGUGAUGGGUAGGUACCACCUCGCGUACCUCCACAGCGCGCAGCGCCCCGACCAGAGUGUUGUGCUGCAGCUGCGUCUCUAGCUCAGUUGGAACCCAGGGUGUGGGUGUGCUGCCAUGUUUCCUACACUCAUCGGCGUACUACCCGGCAUGGCCGACGUGCCCCGUUUGGUUAUGUGUGCGUGGCACGGGGCAACAUCUGCUGGCCCACGUCUGAUGGCAAUGUCAGUGGGUGCUGCUGAUCUGGCCGAGUCCGUUACAACCACUGGUAUUUGUUGGUCUUCAGCGACCGACGGUGGCCUCCGUGUCAUGUGUUUGUUUGGGGAUACUGUUCCGUUCCUGCUCUACCUCUGCUGCUAACAAUGUGCUGUGCGAAGCUGACCUCUGUCUGUCGCUCAUCGUUGUUCCUCGCACGUUUUUGUCGUCCUCUCUAGAAGUUCUCUACCUCUGCUGCUAACAAUGUGCUGUGCGAAGCUGACCUCUGUCCGUCGCUCAUCGUUGUUCCUCGCACGUUUUUGUGUCCUCUUUAGAAGUUCCAGCCGAACGUUAAUGUUUUCGUUUUUGUCUACUCUUGUUUUUAUUUUCUAAAUAUUCUCUCAAUGACGGCCGGCAUGACGACGUGCUGAAUGAUCCCAGCAACCCGUUCUGUUUUUAAUGCGGCGUCUCUCUGCAAGUUCUCUCCGUUGCCACUUGCUGGUUUGGUGUGCCGUGGAGUGACAGGAGCGCAAUGCCCCCCCCCCCCCCAUGCACUACUACUAUCCGUCCUAAGUUAAUUUGAUGAGCACGUCCCCGUACUGGCAGAGCCCCGUACCGACCUCCGCGCACCCAGCUCUCGCCCUUAAUCUGGACUUGAUGCCUUUUUAUCUUUUAUCCUCAAUUUGACUGCUGGCUCUGGUAGCUUCUGGCAGCUCACUUCCAGUUUAUUCUACUCUCCGUUUUAAACCAUCUGAAUUUAUGUUUAUUUCCGCCAAACCCUGGCCGUGAAUGGUCUUCGGUGUUGAGAGACUGUUUGACUACGACAGUAUCUUCGACUCUCACUCAGAUAUAUAUACAUGACUCAUGUAUGUUGUCAGUUUUCUGUUUUUUUUCAAGAUUCAAGAGCCAUACGAAUAAUUCAAUAUUCCGUAUUUUUA
Sycon ciliatum is the source of this 4724-nucleotide messenger RNA. RefSeq lists its product as uncharacterized. Bases 243 to 3377 code for a protein of 1044 amino acids. The transcript is spliced from 8 exons. The record is from RefSeq and is a predicted model, not a curated record. Lineage: Eukaryota; Metazoa; Porifera; Calcarea; Leucosolenida; Sycettidae.